Messenger RNA from Nematolebias whitei (Rio pearlfish), 1536 nucleotides. RefSeq names its product solute carrier family 2, facilitated glucose transporter member 11-like. The transcript has 12 exons. The coding region runs from base 1 to 1536 and encodes 511 amino acids. Gene Ontology annotation, molecular function: hexose transmembrane transporter activity. Gene Ontology annotation, cellular component: membrane. Lineage: Eukaryota; Metazoa; Chordata; Actinopteri; Cyprinodontiformes; Rivulidae. The record is from RefSeq and is a predicted model, not a curated record. Gene Ontology annotation, biological process: monosaccharide transmembrane transport.
AUGCCAAAUGAGUUUGCAACUGAAUAUGAACCUCUGCUCAUAAAAGACAGAAAAGAUAAACAGCGGUUAAAGCUUCCAAACAAAUCUCUGCUGCUGGCUGUGUUUGCUUCCUGCAUAGGAGGAACCUUCCAGUACGGUUAUAAUAUAUCUGUCAUCAAUGCUCCCACAAUGUACGUACAAAACUUCAUCAACCGCACCUGGAUGCAGCGGUACCAAACCAGCAUAUCAGAAAAUGGUCUCACUCUGCUCUGGUCCACUAUAGUGUCCAUGUUCACUUUAGGAGGACUCGUGGGGGUUUCGAUCGGUGGGAUGUUGUCUGUGAAGCUGGGGAGGAGAGGAACGCUGCUGAGUAACAACUCGCUGUCGUUACUGGCUGCUCUGCUGAUGGGUCUGAGCGCCUCUGUGGGGUCAUUCGAGUUACUCAUCGUUGGACGGCUUCUUAGUGGAAUUAAUGCAGGUAUCGCCUUAUGUGUUCAACCUCUUUAUUUGGGGGAAAUCGCUCCGACCGCAUUACGAGGGGCUAUGGGAAUGGGAACCUCUAUUUUCGUCACUGGUGGCAUCUUAACCGGACAAGUGAUGGGCCUCAAGGAAGUCCUGGGAAAAGAAGAGCACUGGCCCAUCCUACUGUCCACCACAUUUAUUCCUGCAAUCCUGCAGCUCCUCAUCCUGCCCUGGUUCCCAGAGAGCCCACGCUACCUGCUGAUUGACAAAGGAGAUGAUGAGCGAUGUAAAAAAGCCCUGAGGCAGCUGCAUGGUUCGGCUGACUGUGAUGCUGCGUUGGAGGACAUUGAGAAAGAGAGAAAUAACUUGGUGGGUUAUCAGGCCAAGAAACCUUGGGAGCUCUUUUCAGACAGCAGUGUACGCUGGCAGCUUAUCACCAUCCUUGUGCUCAACACGGCUCAGCAGCUGAAUGGCAUCAACGCUAUUUACUUUUAUGCAGAUUAUGUUUUUAGACAAACAGGCAUUCCCGUUGACAAAAUCCCGUAUGCCACUGUCGGCACCGGUGCCUGCGAAUGCAUAACAGCCUUAUCCUGCGGUCUGCUCAUCGAAUGUCUGGGAAGGAAAGUGCUCAUCUCCGGAGGAUACAUCCUGAUGAGCGUCUGCUGCAUUUUAUUCACUCUGACCCUCACUUUCCAGGAUGUCAGCCCAGUUUUUCCUUACCUGAGCAUGGCCUGUGUUUUUGCCUUUAUCUUGAGUUUUGGCUUGGGACCAGGUGGUGUGACCAACAUCUUAACCAUGGAGCUCUUCACUCAGACCUCUCGCCCCGCUGCGUUCAUGAUCGCUGGAUCAGUCAACUGGCUCAGCUUCUUCUUCAUCGGCUUGGUCUUCCCUUUCAUUGUGAUUGGGCUCCAGCAGUACUGCUUCCUGGUCUUUUUGGCUGUCAGCUCCUUGGUGGUGAUCUACAUCGUCCUCGUUGUUCCUGAAACAAAGAAGAAAACGUUUGUGGAGAUCCAAAAUGAGUUCCAGACCUUAAACAAGAAAAAGUCCUGUGGCGCUGACGGAGCAGGCACGGUCCUCUUAUCAACACCUUUGUGA